Contarinia nasturtii (swede midge) is the source of this 4882-nucleotide messenger RNA. RefSeq lists its product as uncharacterized. NCBI's taxonomy places the organism in Eukaryota, Metazoa, Arthropoda, Insecta, Diptera, Cecidomyiidae. The transcript is spliced from 8 exons. The record is from RefSeq and is a predicted model, not a curated record. Bases 110 to 1930 code for a protein of 606 amino acids.
UAAAACCAGAGACGUCAAGAACAGAUGCAGUGACACAAUUUUGUAGAAAAGUAAUUUAACGAAAUCGGCAAGUUUAAAGAAAAAAUAUCUAUUAAAAAAGUACAGAAAAAUGGCUGACUUAAGCAUGGUGAAGAAGAUUAUAAUAUCUUUGAUGAAUCUCCAUCCAAACGGAGUGGCUGCCGACAAACUGGACAAACAAUACAAAUACCAAGAGGGCCAUUUGAUUCCCUUUGCUGACUACUCAUAUCUAAGUCUAUGUUCGUUUUUGCAAGAAGAACUUGGUAACAAUAUUAAAAUUGUACAAGAAGGAUUCGAAACUAUGUUAUAUCCAAUUGCAACGGCAAAUUCAGCACAUGUCAUGAAAUUGAUUUCGCACCAAAACAACCAAAAUACGAGAAGACCAACCCAAAGAAGAUACAAUACACCAUCAUCAAGUUUCCAAGAAAAUUCAACGACGUACAAUGGACACUGUUCAAAUCAAGCAGAAGAGUCGAAUUAUCAUCGAAGAACACAACCAAAUGGUUCACAAAAUCGCUCGCCAACAAUGCCGCGUUUGGUUGAAUAUCGACCAUUGAGAAACGGUCGAACAAACGAACAAUACAAUCAGAUGCUGCAAGAAAAAUUACUGCAGAGCGAAUAUGCGCAUCUAUCGCGAGAAAGUCAAAGUCAUUACAAUGAACAAACAUCAGACAGACGUUCAAUGUACAAACAUAAAGUGCAGCGGUUGGAUGAAUAUCGACCAUUCAGAAACAGUCGAACGAGCGAACAAUACAAUCAGAUGCUGCAAACAAAAUUACUGCAGAGCCAAGAUGCUCAUUUACCGCGAGGAAGUCAAAGUCAUUACAAUGAACAAACAUCGAGUGAUGCCUCAGCAUUUAAUGACAGACGUUCAAUGUACAACGAUAAAUUGCAGCGGUUGGUUGCAAAGGCACAUGACAGACAAGAACGAUCGACUGUCAAAAAUAACAUAUAUACCUGUGUACCGCAACCACACACAUCAGCAAUGUCAUUGAAUUACAAAUCAUUAUCGAAUAACCUUCCGACGAUGAGCUCAGCGCAAAAACCCUCAAACAGACCAAAAGAAGAGGUAGUUUGGGAUUCAUCAACUGAAAACAUUGGAAAAGAGAAUGAAUGGGAUGAUUAUGUGGAGAAAGCAAAACCACCGACGGUCAAUAAAGCCAGCUCUGACGAUUACUGCGGCGUAUCGGAUAUUGACAACUCGCCACCAUCGGAAACAUCCGAAGAAGUAAUGCGAAAGAAAAUGGCACAUUGUUGGUUUUCGGACAGCGAAGAAGAGGAUUACACUGAUAUAAAGAACAUUUCAAGUGAAAUCCACGCCGGUGACACGCUUCCUGUACGCAUCUCAGAUGUCAACAAUCCAUUGAAGUUCUGGGUUCACGUUCGAUUGCCCAAGUAUAAAGACGACAUUAAUAAUUUGUAUAAGGAAAUGGAUGAAUUUUACAAAUUGAAUCGCCAUUCGGAUGAGUACAAAGUAACCGAUCCAGACGAGCAAGGCAAACUGUAUUUUGCUGCUUACUACAAAGAUCAAUGGCAUCGUGUUGAGGCGAUCGAUGCGCAAAUGGGCGAAUCACAAAAAGUGUCAUUCAUUGAUCAUGGUACACGGGAUACCAUCAACAUAAGUGAUAUGCGACAAUUGCCGAAAAAGUUCUGGAAGUGUCCAAAAGCGGCUUUGUGCUGCGCAUUGGGCAAUAUCAAACCAAAAGGUAAAACAUUUGACAGCGCGAGUGCGAAAGCUCUUAUACAGAUGGUUGAUAAUGAAAAAAAGAUGUACGCAAAAGUCCUGGACGUAGAUUAUGCGAAAUUCAAGGCGACCAUUGAACUAGUUUUGGGUUCAGACAAAAGAUGUGUCAACGAUGAACUAGUGCAACUCGGCCAUGCUAUAAAGAAGACCAUUCGAGCAAAUGCGUAAGAUAAAAACCAAUGUGAAUACAAUAAGAAAUUGCGCGAUUAAAGAAAAAUCAUCAAAAAAUUAGAAUCUCAAACGAAACGAUAUACGAUUACAAAUCAAGCAUUAAGAUUCAUUAAUACGAGGCUAUGUUUUUUCGAUAAUAUUUCAUUUUUUACAAUGAAGAAUUUUAUUAGGAGUUUAACUCAAAGCCAUUUCGGUAGAAAUGUUAAAAAUAUACAAAAAAAAAAGACGAUGGAAAAAUAUUCUGAAAAAAUUUAAAUGAAGAAAAGGAUCAUUUCUUCCAAAUAAGUAAUCAGAAAUAAGAAACGAAUGACUUUUAUUGAAAUUUGAAUUAUUUGGGAAUCAAUAUAUUUUUGGAAAGCAGUUUUUUCAUCUCAUUUACCACUGGAAUACGUUAUUAUAUAGGAUAGAAUGUGCGAUAUCAGAUACAAUAUUAAUCGGUUAGAUCAAUAUAAUAAUCGGUCUAGUUCUGUAACUAGAGGGUUGGAUGUGUUGAAUAUUGCAUUGGAAUUGAAUAAGAAUAUACCAAUGAUUUUGAUCAGCUGAAUGCAUGAGUUCUCGCAGCAAAGUUCGGGAGAUUUAAUGUUUCAGUUUUCUUUCACCAAGUUUGCCUUUCAGAAUAAGCUAUGUAAGCAUUUGAAUUCAUAAAAUGAAUAUAUCGUGAUAUUUGUUACCAUUUGAAUUUUUGUUCGGGAUAUAAUGCCGCUGAAAAUAGCAACAAUUAUUUGACGAUGAUCGUGGGCAUUGCAUAAUUUUUAAGAAUAUCUUUCGCAAUUUUAAAAUGAAACAAAGUCCCAAUUGAAACGAUCAAUACCAUUUACCAACCGUUCAGGAAUACAUACAUUUAUGCUGUAGAUUGAAUGAUGCAUGCAUCAUUCAAUGUACAUCAUAUGCCGCAAACGCCAAAGCACGACGAUGACAAGCAACGUUGACAGUAGCGCCAUGGAGCGGUUGCCAGCGAAACAAAAAAAUGGCACACAUUUCGAUCGCCUCAAUCAAAAAUGGUACAAAUUUGUGCAACCCAACAUAAACAGUGGCAAUCAUAAUAAAGUUGCUGCGUUGCCCAGCUGUCAUUGUCGCGACCCUCUCUUACGUCCUAUAUUGACAAUGUAUUUGAAGGAGCGCCAUCUCUGAGUGCUCAUACAAAACAAUGAAGCUUGCAAACUUCGGAAAAUGCUCAUAUAUUUUUUUCUUGCAAUUUUAUUUGAAAAUUGUUUAAAUUAAAUAAGUUUUGCAAUAGUAGCAACGAAAAUAAUUAAUAGAAUUUAUUAUAGAUAAAAAAAUUGGAGCAACAACACACAAAUUUUUUUUUUGGAUGGAAUCGCAGAUUUGCGUUAAGAUUUUUUGAAGAAAAAAGAACUGGCAACAUUUUUAAUUUUUUAUUUGCAUAAUACUGAUAAUUAAUCUGAAAAAUAUUCUCUUCAUGUUGUUUGCGUUGUUUAUUUUGACAGAUACCAAUUGUUUGACAAUUGACAGAUAUACAAAAAUAAUAUUUUCUAAGCUGUGUAGAGUUUCUCACAACAUGAAAUUUUUUUGUUUUGUACGAGCAAUCAGAGAUGGCGCUCGCAAAUGGCGAUUCGCUUGAAAGUCUACUGUAAGAGAGGGUCGCAUUGUCGUCGUGCUUUGGCAAACGCAACGCAAGCACUGUCGUUUGCGUUCGGAUAUGGUACUGGACGGCAGCUCGCGCGUGUGUGAAAUAUGCAAUAUAAGAAAUAAUCAAUGUUAAAAUUCACCAAUGUUUUUUUUCUCUCAGUUUUCACUUCUCUCUUUCGCAUAACGACAGUGCUUGCGUUGCGUUUGCGGCAUGUGAUGUACAUUGAAUGAUGCAUGCAUCAUUCAAUCUACAGCAUAAAUGUAUGUAUUCCUGAACGGUUGCCAUUUACAUUAAAAAUGUUUAAUCAAAAAAUAAAAUUCUGCAUGCCAAAACACAAGGGGAAUGUCGCAAAGAACGUACUAGAAUUAGGUCGUAAUAAACGGUAAUGUAAACGUCAAAAAAUACGCUGUUCUGUUGACAGAAGCUGUUGUGUUCAACAUAGAAACAUUUCAAUUUUUUUGUGAAUCAUAAAAAAUACUGCAUAAACCAGUUUCAAAGCAUACACAGUAAAAAAUAUCAUCCCAUACUAUGCAAAAAUUAGCAUUAGCAAUCCUAUGAUCAGACCAUGGGGUAAACCACCAUUACAUCGUAAUUCAUAUAAUUCCAUCUAGUACAAAAAUAAUUCCAGAUAAUUCCAUAUAGUUCAAAUAGUAGUAGAAUAGUGCAGAUGACUUAAAUUAGAUGCUUACAGUGUGUCCAUAACAUAUAGAAAUAGCACUAAAUAGUGUCGAUAUCUAUACUAUAUCGGUCCACUAUAUAUGGAAGAUAUUUCCGCACGGCACCGUAUCGCACGAUCGAAGUGAGUGUAGCAUCUAAUUUAAGUCAUCUGCACUAUUCUACUACUAUUUGAACUAUAUGGAAUUAUCUGGGAUUAUUUUUGUACUAGAUGGAAUUAUAUGAAUUACGUUAUUGUAGUAGUAGUCCCCUUGGAUCGGACACAUUUUUGUCUUUUUUUUUGUUCCUCUUUGUGCGGAUAUUCGCCGAAUAGUAGAGAAUUAAACGUUAAAAAGGCGUAAUUGAAAACAAAUUGUUUUUUUUUUUUUCCAAACAACUGCAUAUUUCAAAUGUUUAAUUCUAGUACGUUCUUUGUGACAUUCCCCUUCAUCUACCCAAGCACUCAAGUGCUUUGUAUGCAAACAGAUGAAAAGGAUAGUAAAGAAUAAGACGCAUAGCAUGAAGUGUCUCGCUCUUUACUUUGUUGUCACUAUUGUCACAGCAUGUGGUCACUAUUUCUAUAAAAAUUAUUUUCUAAUAACAACAAAAUUUCGAACAAAAAUGUUAAAUAAAUGUAAAGAACACCAUGUUAACAGCUAAGCAUUUAUAUUCGAAAUAAACUUAGUCAAUAUUUGCCUGAAACA